Messenger RNA from Ixodes scapularis (black-legged tick), 2978 nucleotides. RefSeq lists its product as uncharacterized. Bases 924 to 2606 code for a protein of 560 amino acids. The record is from RefSeq and is a predicted model, not a curated record. Lineage: Eukaryota; Metazoa; Arthropoda; Arachnida; Ixodida; Ixodidae. The transcript has a single exon.
CACUUGUCCUUUCCUUCCCCCCCCUUUUUUUCUCUAGGUUCACCGAUCUCGAUGCCAACUUCUAAUAAAGAACGCUACAUGUUGUUGAAAGUCGAAAGAUGUCCGUCCUUGUCCGUCCUUUCUGUUUAUUCUUUCUGUAAUAAGUCAUCAAUACCAACGCGCUCACGUUUAACUAUAUCUUACUUUUGAGAGCCAUGUGUUCGUCACGUCCAGAAGUGCCAGGCGUCGGGCCCUCGGACUUUGAUCCUGUCACCUUCCUUCAAGCUUCAUUAUUCGUGUCAAAAAUGUUCCUCCUUCGCCUACGCCUGAGGACUCUCGGUCUCUGCCUUCGCAAGAACAUCACCCACCCUGCGAUACAUCAGGUAUUUGGCUUCUCCUCGUCGCGUUGGGCGGCGAACUACAGAGUGAUGCAGAUUGCAAGACAGGAGGUGUCGCAGGAGAUCCUGGUGAUGCAGAGGUCCCUCCCAUGUCUCAUGACGUCUAUUUUCGGUACUAACUUCGCCACUCAUCCCUCCUAUGUCUUCCUCAGCAAGUCUGCCCACCUCCUCCUGGAGUCUUCUUGGAAGCUUAUCAUCUCCUCCGCAACCGCAGAAAAGCGAGUUAAUCAGAGCCCUGCGCUGGAACCUCCUCUCAACCUCUCCGACACCACCCUUUCGGCAAAUGCUGAGUCAGUUCUCUCAAGAGGCCCGAAGUUUGCCCCAGCGUAUGAACCGUCGCGAAUCGACCAGCUGGCUGCUGUUCACCAAGUCGCCUAAAAAAUUCCUGAACCUGAACGACAGGAUUUCCUCGCGACGGGUUCGCGGGUGGUGUGCAGAUACGGGAGGGCUCCACCUUCAAAACUGGACUUUUUGGAGGUGGUUGACGAGCUCAGGCGCUCAGAGCUGAAACUCCUGGAGGCUGACAAGACGGGUGUGUUCGUUGUUAUGACCGCCGGGGACUUCAACAACAGACUGGGUGCAGUUCUCGACAAAAACUUCACGAAAAUGAAGUCCAGACCAUCGGGGUCUCUCCGCACAGAGGCCAAAACUAUCUGCAAAGCCAACAAGCUCACCUUUCUUCUCAACAAACUGUCAAAACCAUCGGAUCAGUACCUGCGGGUUUUCUUCACGGCAAAAACACACAAACAGAACACCCCUUUCAGAGGCAUUGUAUCCGAGAGCGGCUGCUGGCAGAGGCACCUGGCUCUCUUCCUUCAGAAACAUUUGACAGCUGUCCCUCUAGAUCAGCCUUUUCGGGUCGGAUGUUCCCUCGAGGUUCUGCCAUAUCUCCGGGAACUGCACUCAGCUGGGCCGGACGUCGCCAUGUUUUCCCUCGAUGUCACCGACAUGUUUUACAGCCUCGACGUGGUGGUUCUGAUGGAUUGCAUUGAACGGGCUGUCACGCAAUCCGGAGUGGCCAAGUUCCAAAACUCAACUGGCAUCACACUCGAGGCGUUCCUACGGCUCGUCGACGUAUACCUAAGAUCCACCCUUGUGGAACACCAAGGGAACAUCUACAGGCAGAAGUCAGGCGUUUGCAUCGGUUCCUGCUUGGCCCCUGUUCUAAGCGAAUUCUACAUGUCAUCGGUGGACUUGGCUGUGGAGAGGGAGCUCGGCGUCGAGGCGCCGGGAACCAAGGUAUUUCGGUUCGUUGACGACUACCUCGUACUCCACACAGCCGGCACCACUUCCGCCUCCAUCGAGCAGGUUUUCUCAACCCACUCUCAAGGCCUCAAGUUCACCAGUGAGGACCCUUCGGACGGGGAAUUGCAGUUCCUCGAUCUGCGCCUGCACACCAAUCCCAAUGGACUCUGCUGGGGUUUCCAGCAGCGGACCAAGAAGCCCGUUCUACCGUUCGGAAGCAACCACUCAAAAACUGUGAAGUCCGGAAUUGUAAGAUCCCUCCUUUCCUCAUCCCGUACCAAAUCUUGCUCCCACUUUUCUCAAACCAGCUUAACCGCCCAAAUCUGUCGCCUCCGAAAGGCGGGCUAUCCACGCGACCUCCUUGUGACAUCCCUAAAGUCUCUAAUCUCCCAGCCUCACCCCGACCGCGCCAGACUGCCUCGACCAAAAAAGUUUGCGGUAAUACCUUACCACCACAGCACAUCACAUCGCCUGAGGGCAGCGGCCCGCCGGUAUGAUGUCGAUGUGGCCUUAUCAUGCCGGUUCCGAUUAGGCUCCAUGUGCCGCCUCGUGAACGACCCCCAGCGCCGUUCACGAGCAGGGUGUGCAAAGAAACACAAAACACCCUUCAUUUCCUGCGCAACUGGACGCGUGUACUCCAUUCCCCUGUCGUGCGGCGCCGAGUAUAUCGGUCAAACGGGCCGCUGCGUGAAUGACAGGCUGGGCGAGCACGACAGGGAAAUAAAAAAAGGGGACAUUGAGUCCCAGCAUCCCUUUCUCCGCCAUAGAGGCGCAUGUUCUUCGUGUGAGCCCCGGUUUCACAACGCGCGGAUCCUGGGCUCACAUAGAGACCGCUACGGACGCGAGAUAAUUGAAGCUUACGCCAUGCAGCAGGCAUCUCAAAACAUUUCGUCUCCCUCGCUUGUCCUUUCCGAGAGGGAGGCGGCUUAUUUGCGCCCCCAACUUGCGGCCUUGACGCGGGCCCGGGGGGCCCUUGCUCCCUGACAGUGCGGUGAUGCGGCGCCGCUCUGUGUCUCGAGAUGACCCCUCUUCUCCUUCCCCUCCUCCUAAUCUUAACGGGCUAACAACUUCCCGACUUUCUCAUGCCGACCCCCCUUCUUGUCCCACUGGGCUAACAAUUCCUCGCUCCUCCGCUGCCCCGAUUCUCUCUCCCCCUCUCCCUCCCUUGUUUCACUUUCUCUUUCCUUCCCCCCUUUUACUCCUUUCCCUCUUCCCUCUCCCUCCCUUCUGUCACUUGUCCUUUCCUUCCCCCCCUUUUUUUCUCUAGGUUCACCGAUCUCGAUGCCAACUUCUAAUAAAGAACGCUACAUGUUGUUGAAAGUCGAAAGAUGUCCGUCCUUGUCCGUCCUUUCUGUU